ACACGAAUGGCAGCGUCGUACCUAACUCGCUCGAGUAGUUAAUCGACAGCGUUCACGAGCUGAUCUCUAGCACAAUCCUCAGUUUUUAAAUCGAACUGCAGCUGCGUUAUAGAGGUAUUGGCUCGUGCGUUUCCGAUCAAUGUGUGAUGAUCGGUACGGUGAACUUUAGUGAACGUCUGCAAACCGAGGCACUUGUGGCUGUGCUCGUCAGUUGUAAACAUUAAAAAAUCAACACGACCCCUCGGACCAUGGAAGGAGGCAUAGUAGAAAGUUCGGAUACAACUCUAGACAAAUCUGACGAUGAAAUCGCUCUACAAGGAUUCUGCAACCCUAAAAAGUUACCGUUUAGAGUUCUUGGACUGGCAUUGAUGUGCUUAUUAGGCUUUGGUUCAUAUUUUUGCUUUGACAAUCCUGGUGCUUUGCAAGACAAUUUUAAAACUGAUCUGCAGAUGUCAACCAGUAAAUUUGUCUUACUUUAUUCUAUUUAUUCAUGGCCAAAUAUAAUUCUUUGUUUUAUUGGAGGAUUUUUAUUGGAUAGCAUUUUUGGUAUACGCUUUGGAACAGUUAUAUACAUGGGACUUACUUUAAUCGGCCAGAUUAUAUUUGCAACAGGAGCAACAAUUAAUGCUUUCUGGCUUAUGAUGCUUGGUCGAUUCGUUUUUGGUAUCGGUGCAGAAUCAUUGGCUGUUGCUCAAAAUAGUUAUGCUGUAUUGUGGUUCAAGGGAAAAGAACUCAAUAUGGUAUUUGGUUUGCAAUUGAGUUUUGCACGAGUUGGAUCAACAGUGAAUUUUUUAAUCAUGGAACCAAUCUAUAAAUACGUGUCUCAGUAUUACAAUGGUCCACAGUGUAUUGGAAUUGUCCUGUUCCUCGCUGCUCUUACUUGUGUGGGUUCUAUGAUUUGUGCAUGUGUAUUGGCUAUGAUGGAUCGACGGGCAGAGAGAUUAUUAAGAAGAGGGGAGGGAAAAGAAACUGAGACUGUUAGUUUAACAGAUGUUAAAGAUUUUAAGCCUAUAUUCUGGUUAAUAGCUUUCAUCUGCAUUGCUUAUUAUGUUGCAAUAUUUCCAUUUAUCGCCUUAGGAAAGGUAUUUUUCGAACGGAAAUAUGAAUUUGAUGCAUCAAAUGCGAACACAGUGAAUUCUCUUGUGUAUUUGAUAUCAGCUAUUGCAUCCCCCCUUUUGGGAUAUCUUGUUGAUAGAACUGGGAAAAAUGUGUUAUGGGUCAAUGUCAGUAUUUUUGCAACUAUAGUGGCACAUGGAUUACUUGCAUUUACAUAUAUAAAUCCUUAUGUGUGUAUGAUCCUCAUGGGAUUAGCAUACUCCAUGCUUGCAAGUAGUUUAUGGCCAUUAAUUGCUCUUGUUACACCAGAAUAUCAGCUUGGUACCGCUUAUGGAAUUGCUCAAUCUGUACAAAAUCUAGGUUUGGCUAUAGUCGCUAUUGUAGCUGGAAUAAUUGUGGACAGAAGCGGAUAUUUCAUGCUUGAAAUUUUCUUCUUGGGUUGGCUAUGGAUUUCCUUGAUAACCGCUGUUGCAAUUUGGUUACUGGAUACAGCAACAAGCGGUGGUUAUCUAAAUAUGACGCCAGGUCAAAGAGAAAAAUACGAGGAAAUUCGACGUACGCCCGAGAGUCUCGAAAGAGAGAAAUUAUUAUCCCCGGAAUCUACUUCCGAUUUGUCGGCUGAUGAUCUUUUACAGCCACAGUCCGACAUUAGUAUCAGAAAUCGUUAUUUAUCUCGUAUCGGAGCAAUGGUACCUCCUUGUUCGAAAGCAACGAUGCAUCGGCCUUUACGAUGA
Messenger RNA from Dufourea novaeangliae, 1790 nucleotides. Its product is annotated as major facilitator superfamily domain-containing protein 1-like. The transcript is spliced from 7 exons. Gene Ontology annotation, cellular component: lysosome. The coding region runs from base 249 to 1790 and encodes 513 amino acids. Gene Ontology annotation, molecular function: transmembrane transporter activity. The record is from RefSeq and is a predicted model, not a curated record. Lineage: Eukaryota; Metazoa; Arthropoda; Insecta; Hymenoptera; Halictidae. Gene Ontology annotation, biological process: transmembrane transport.